ACUUUAUUACCAACUCGAAGAAUAUAGAACAAUGUGAAGAGAUCGUUUUGAAAACGUUGAGGAAGUACUACAAACGGAAGGAAGAAUAUUUGAUGAAAUUAAAAAAAGAGUACGAAAAAAUGGAUGAAGAAAAAAAAAAAUUGUACGAAAGGGAACACAGGAACGGUAAUAGUAGGAAAGACGAAAUGAACGAGAUAAGAAAAAACACAAAUUUGAAAAUGAACAAUAAUGUGAAAAACGGAAUGACAACAUCUGAUUUGAACAACAUGCAGGAGGAGAAGCGUGUUGUAGAAAUUGACGAGGAUGGAAAAAUGGGAGACGAAGAGUUAGCCAUUCACCAACACCUUCCGAAUGGAAAAGGGGACUCCAAGAAAAACGGAGCUGAAAAGAGAACCCCUUCCAUAAGUGAAUAUUCCGCUAAAGGAAAAGGGAAGAACGAACGAAAGGCAAACAAAUCGGAAGACUCGGAUGAGGAUACUAAUGAUGAACCACCCAAGGGAAAUGGUGGACAAACAGAAAAAUACACAUGGACUCAAACUAUAAAUAGUCUAGAUAUGUACAUAAAUCUGGACCAAAAGGUAAAAACCAAGGACAUAAAAUUGGAAAUAACUUACAAAAAAUUGUAUGUGAAUGUUAAAAACGAAGUUAUUAUUGACGGAGAGUUUUAUAAACAUAUAAAGCCAGAGGACUCUAUUUGGACCUUGGAAGAUAACAGGGUUAUUCAUGUGUGUAUUGAAAAGCUAAACGGAAUGGAGUGGUGGUCAACGGUAAUAAAGGGUGACUCCGAAAUUGACGUGAAGAAAAUCGUUCCAGAGAACUCCAGGAUGGAAGACCUCGAUGCGGAGACUCGGUCGGUGGUCGAAAAAAUGCUCUACGACCAGAGGCAGAAGGCUAUGAAUUUGCCCACGUCCGAUGAACAGAAGAAGUUUGAAAUUUUUGAAAAGUUCAAAAAAAUGCAUCCGGAGAUGGACUUUUCCAAGGCCAACAUCAACUACGGCAGGUCCAACCCCAACAGCAUGUUCUUCGGCCGGUAG
Plasmodium cynomolgi strain B is the source of this 1034-nucleotide messenger RNA. Its product is annotated as nuclear movement protein putative. The annotation marks the transcript as partial. Gene Ontology annotation, cellular component: cytoplasm. Lineage: Eukaryota; Apicomplexa; Aconoidasida; Haemosporida; Plasmodiidae. The record is from RefSeq and is a predicted model, not a curated record. The transcript has a single exon. Gene Ontology annotation, biological process: protein folding.